Molecule: messenger RNA, 1007 nt
Organism: Drosophila suzukii
Lineage: Eukaryota; Metazoa; Arthropoda; Insecta; Diptera; Drosophilidae
Product: CTD nuclear envelope phosphatase 1 homolog
Molecular function (GO): phosphoprotein phosphatase activity
Source: RefSeq, a predicted model, not a curated record
AUUUUAUAGAAAAUUCCAUGUCAGUUUUACUACACACUGCAUUAUUAUUAUUAUUACUUUGUGUUAUUAAUUUGGUUUGGAUUCUUAACUUUAAAAUUGAUUAAAUCUUCUGACAAUGCCGCUUAAAAGUGAAUCCUUGUUGGUUUACUUCUUUGGCGUGGCCACCAUGGGUCUUGUGAUGAGCAUGAUCUGCGUAGUGGUUCCCCAAGUGCGUCUCUAUCUGGCGAAGAUUUACAAGGUCUAUGCGGAUUACACGCCCAUUAUUUAUCCAAGUGAUGAUCAAUUGACACCCGUUUCCAAGAGCCGACUUAAUCUGGUGGGCAAAAAGACCCUAGUUCUGGACAUGGAUGAGACCCUGAUGACAUCGUGGAUGAAGAAACAUGGCAAGGAGCCGAAGAAUCGGCCAACUAUUCCACAUGACUUUAAGUUCUACUUGCCGGAAUAUGGGGCCACCGUCUUUGUCUACAAGCGACCCUAUUUGGAUCACUUUCUGGACCGCGUGUCCAAGUGGUACGACCUGACUGUUUUUACUGCUGGAGUCGAGGCCUAUGCCUCACCGAUUCUGGAUUUUUUGGACAGGGGACGUGGCAUUCUGACGAAGCGCCUGUACCGCCACGACUGCAUCGAUGUUUUUGGUCUUAGAGCCAAGUACGUAACGCUGGCCUCCCCAGAUCUGUCCAAUGUCCUACUUUUGGAUAACUCAAGCACCGAAUGCAGUUUCAAUGCUGGAAACUCCAUUCACAUCAAGUCCUAUCAAAUUGGCAGUCGUGAUGAGGCCCUCAUCGAUUUGCUACCUUUUCUGGAUGCCCUGCGCUUUACCAAAGAUGUACGAUCGGUCCUACAAAGAUGCACCCGAUUCGAGGGUCUCACCACAUUUCUAGAAAGUGUCACUCAGUGAGAUCCCAAACAAUUUAUUCAAGUUUUAUUUUUGGUUUAUUUGUGUUUGUGUUUUGUUAAAUUUUAAAGCAUUGAAUCAGCGACUUAUCAAUUUGGACAUUCAUCGGAGG